This is a messenger RNA of Oncorhynchus masou masou (cherry salmon), 7934 nucleotides long. RefSeq lists its product as uncharacterized. The record is from RefSeq and is a predicted model, not a curated record. The transcript has 4 exons. Lineage: Eukaryota; Metazoa; Chordata; Actinopteri; Salmoniformes; Salmonidae. Bases 1 to 1197 code for a protein of 398 amino acids.
AUGGCAGCUGGUAACUCUGCUGUGGAGGAUAAGUUCAUUAGAGGUAACUCUGCUACGGAGGAUAAGUUCAUUAGAGGUAACUCUGCUGUGGAGGAUAAGUUCAUUAGAGGUAACUCUGCUACGGAGGAUAAGUUCAUUAGAGGUAACUCUGCUACGGAGGAUAAGUUCAUUAGAGGUAACUCUGCUGCGGAGGAUAAGUUCAGAGGUAACUCUGCUGCGGAGGAUAAGUUCAUUAGAGGUAACUCUGCUACGGAGGAUAAGUUCAUUAGAGGUAACUCUGCUGCGGAGGAUAAGUUCAGAGGUAACUCUGCUGCGGAGGAUAAGUUCAUUAGAGGUAACUCUGCUGCGGAGGAUAAGUUCAGAGGUAACUCUGCUACGGAGGAUAAGUUCAUUAGAGGUAACUCUGCUGCGGAGGAUAAGUUCAUCAGAGGUAACUCUGCUGCGGAGGAUAAGUUCAUUAGAGGUAACUCUGCUGCGGAGGAUAAGUUCAUCAGAGGUAACUCUGCUGCGGAGGAUAAGUUCAUCAGAGGUAACUCUGCUGCGGAGGAUAAGUUCAUUAGAGGUAACUCUGCUGCGGAGGAUAAGUUCAUCAGAGGUAACUCUGCUGCGGAGGAUAAGUUCAUCAGAGGUAACUCUGCUGCGGAGGAUAAGUUCAUUAGAGGUAACUCUGCUGCGGAGGAUAAGUUCAUUAGAGGUAACUCUGCUGCGGAGGAUAAGUUCAUUAGAGGUAACUCUGCUGCGGAGGAUAAGUUCAUUAGAGGUAACUCUGCUGUGGAGGAUAAGUUCAUUAGAGGUAACUCUGCUGCGGAGGAUAAGUUCAUCAGAGGUAACUCUGCUGCUGAGGAUAAGUUCAUCAGAGGUAACUCUGCUGCGGAGGAUAAGUUCAUCAGAGGUAACUCUGCUGCGGAGGAUAAGUUCAUUAGAGGUAACUCUGCUGUGGAGGAUAAGUUCAUCAGAGGUAACUCUGCUGUGGAGGAUAAGUUCAUCAGAGGUAACUCUGCUGCGGAGGAUAAGUUCAUCAGAGGUAACUCUGCUGCUGAGGAUAAGUUCAUCAGAGGUAACUCUGCUGUGGAGGAUAAGUUCAUCAGAGGUAACUCUGCUGCGGAGGAUAAGUUCAUUAGAGGUAACUCUGCUGUGGAGGAUAAGUUCAUUAGAGGUAACUCUGGGUCUUCCUUUCCUGUAGCGGUGCUCAUGUGAGCCAGUUUCAUCAUAGCGCUUAAUGGUUUUUGCGACUGCACUUGAAGAAAUAUUCAAAGUUCUUUAGAUGUACGACCAUGUCCUAAAGUAAUGAUUGACUGUCAUUUAUCUUUGCUUAUUUGAGCUGUUCUUGCCAUAAUAUGGACUUGGUCUUUUACCAAAUAGGGCUAGCUUCUGUGUACCACCCCGACCUUGUCACAACACAACGGAUUGGCUCAGACGCAUUAAGGAGGAAAGAAAUUCCACAAAUUAACUUAAUGAGGCACACCUGCUAAUUGAAAUGCAUUCCAGAUGAGUACCUCAUGAAGCUGGUUGAGAGAAUGCAAAGCUGUCAAGGCAAAAGGGUGGCUACUUUGAAGAAUCUCAAAUAUAAAACAUGUUAUGUUUUAAACACUUUUCUGGUUACUACAUGAUUCCAUGUGUUAUUUCAUCGUUUUGAUGUCUUCACUAUUAUUCUACAAUGUAGAAAAUAGUAAAAAUAAAAACCCUUGAAUGAGUAGUUGUGUUCAAACUUUUGAUUGGUACUGUAUAUAUACAUACAGUACAUGUGGAAAAAAAGUGUUUUUUGUUCAUACAGUCCAUGUAUGCUGUCUUUGUACACUUGAGUGGUACAGAUAUUGCAAUUCUCCAAACCAUGGGUACACUACGUACUAACAUUGCCAGCCAGCACAGAAGCACUAUCAAACCCUUUACUGGAGUUGGUCAGAUAGGAAGGAGCAGUGUGUUUCAUCUCUAGCAGGGAGCCUUGGUGGGCCGUGUUAACCUGGCUGGCUACUUGAACGACCAUUGAGACUGCUCUGUUCAGUGUGAGUUUACAGAGCUCUACACUACACAACACACAUCAUGCAAACACAGGGGCAAAAACACAGACAUACACUAGCCACACAUACAUACGCAAGCCACACAUACAUACGCUAGCCACACAUACAUACGCUAGCCACACAGACAUACGCUAGCCACACAGACAUGCGCUAGCCACACAGACAUGCGCUAGCCACACAGACAUGCGCUAGCCACACAGACAUGCGCUAGCCACACAGACAUGCGUUAGCCACACAUACAUACGCUAGCCACACAGACAUACACAUAGACAUACACUAGCCACACAUACAUACACUAGCCACACAGACAUGCACACAGACACACAGACAUACACUAGCCACACAGACACGCUAGCCACACAGACAUACGCUAGCCACACAGACAUACGCUAGCCACACAGACAUACGCUAGCCACACAGACAUGCGCUAGCCACACAGACAUGCGCUAGCCACACAGACAUACACAUAGACAUACACUAGCCACACAUACAUACACUAGCCACACAGACAUGCACACAUACACACAGACAUACACUAGCCACACAGACACGCUAGCCACACAGACAUACGCUAGCCACACAGACAUACGCUAGCCACACAGACAUGCGCUAGCCACACAGACAUACACAUAGACAUACACUAGCCACACAUACAUACACUAGCCACACAGACAUGCACACAGACACACAGACAUACACUAGCCACACAGACACGCUAGCCACACAGACAUACGCUAGCCACACAGACAUACGCUAGCCACACAGACAUACGCUAGCCACACAGACAUGCGCUAGCCACACAGACAUGCGCUAGCCACACAGACAUGCGCUAGCCACACAGACAUACACAUAGACAUACACUAGCCACACAUACAUACACUAGCCACACAGACAUAGACUAGCCACACAGACCUACACUAGCCACAUAGACACACAUGCUUUAACUGACGACACUUUCAACCGAGGAUGUCAACGAAAAGUUUUGUAUUUGACAUUUUGUAUUUUGACUCAAACACCAAACCCUAUCAGAUAUUUUAGAUUCUAUAUUUUGUACAUUAAUAUAUUAGAGAGAAGUAUCUAUAAAUAAACAUGUAUUCGGAUGUACAUAGCUGACUGAGACCUAUUACAAUCAUGCAAGAGGUGGACGAUUCCUUUUCUUUCCCAUCACUGUAUUCUUCAUUCUUUCACCUGCUUUUUCCACACAUUUGGUUUGAAUAUCAAGCAGUUGCCUGCACUUGUGGCAAGGCAUCCCCUGACAUUGUCUUUUAGAUGAAUAACCCCCUGCAGUCAGUCCAUGUCAUAGAUAGAGACUGGUGUGGCACUCUAUGAAGCCAUCCCACUAACCCUGGCUCAAUCAGAUGUUAUGACCCAAUGAAUGUCCAAUUUUCUCCAAUGAGGCCUUUAUACUUGUCUAUACUGAUGAUGACAUCAUCCUUAUGUUAAACAAUAUGAGGAACAGCUUGUGGGAGUUCAUGUGGAGAUGUUUAAUUUUUUACCUUGGACCUGCUGGAUAUUGUUAUCCCCAUUGGGGUUGCACAAUUCCAGUAACUCUGCAAAAAUUCCCAGGUUUUUCUAAAAUACUGGUUGGAAGAUUCCCGAAAUCAGGAGGGAAUAAGCAGGAAAUCCAGUAAACUUCCAACAGAGAUUUCUAGAAAACCUGGGAAUUUGGGGAGUGACUGGAAUUUUGCAAAACCUAUCCCCCUUCUUCUGUUUCUGGUAGAGCAGCCCCAUCAGUAUUACAGCAUACUGUGGUAUCUUCAUCUGUUUCUGGUAGAGCAGCCCCAUCAGUGUUACAGCAUACUGUAGUAUCUUCAUCUGUUUCUGGUAGAACAGCCCCAUCAGUGUUAGAGCAUACUGUGGUAUCUUCAUCUGUCUCUGGUAGAGCAGCCCCAUCAGUGUAACAGCAUACUGUAGUAUCUUCAUCUGUUUCUGGUAGAACAGCCCCAUCAGUAUUACAGCAUACUGUGGUAUCUUCAUCUGUCUCUGGUAGAGCAGCCCCAUCAGUGUAACAGCAUACUGUGGUAUCUUCAUCGGUCUCUGGUAGAACAGCCCCAUCAGUGUUAGAGCAUACUGUAGUAUCUUCAUCUGUUUCUGGUAGAGCAGCCCCAUCAGUGUUAGAGCAUACUGUGGUAUCUUCAUCUGUCUCUGGUAGAGCAGCCCCAUCAGUGUAACAGCAUACUGUGGUAUCUUCAUCGGUCUCUGGUAGAACAGCCCCAUCAGUGUAACAGCAUACUGUGGUAUCUUCAUCUGUUUCUGGUAGAGCAGCCCCAUCAGUGUUACAGCAUACUGUGGUAUCUUCAUCUGUUUCUGGUAGAGCAGCCCCAUCAGUGUUACAGCAUACUGUGGUAUCUUCAUCUGUCUCUGGUAGAGCAGCCCCAUCAGUGUUACAGCAUACUGUGGUAUCUUCAUCUGUCUCUGGUAGAGCAGCCCCAUCAGUGUAACAGCAUACUGUGGUAUCUUCAUCUGUCUCUGGUAGAGCAGCCCCAUCAGUGUUACAGCAUACUGUGGUAUCUUCAUCUGUCUCUGGUAGAACAGCCCCAUCAGUGUUAGAGCAUACUGUGGUAUCUUCAUCUGUCUCUGGUAGAGCAGCCCCAUCAGUGUUACAGCAUACUGUGGUAUCUUCAUCUGUUUCUGGUAGAGCAGCCCCAUCAGUGUUACAGCAUACUGUAGUAUCUUCAUCUGUCUCUGGUAGAGCAGCCCCAUCAGUGUUACAGCAUACUGUGGUAUCUUCAUCUGUCUCUGGUAGAGCAGCCCCAUCAGUGUUACAGCAUACUGUGGUAUCUUCAUCUGUCUCUGGUAGAACAGCCCCAUCAGUGUUAGAGCAUACUGUGGUAUCUUCAUCUGUCUCUGGUAGAGCAGCCCCAUCAGUGUUAGAGCAUACUGUGGGAUCUUCAUCUGUCUCUGGUAGAGCAGCCCCAUCAGUGUUACAGCAUACUGUGGUAUCUUCAUCUGUCUCUGGUAGAACAGCCCCAUCAGUGUUACAGCAUACUGUAGUAUCUUCAUCUGUUUCUGGUAGAGCAGCCCCAUCAGUGUUACAGCAUACUGUAGUAUCUUCAUCUGUUUCUGGUAGAGCAGCCCCAUCAGUGUAACAGCAUACUGUGGUAUCUUCAUCUGUUUCUGGUAGAGCAGCCCCAUCAGUAUUACAGCAUACUGUAGUAUCUUCAUUGGUCUCUGGUAGAGCAGCCCCAUCAGUGUAACAGCAUACUGUAGGAUCUUCAUCUGUCUCUGGUAGAGCAGCCCCAUCAGUGUUACAGCAUACUGUAGUAUCUUCAUCGGUCUCUGGUAGAGCAGCCCCAUCAGUGUUACAGCAUACUGUGGGAUCUUCAUCUGUCUCUGGUAGAGCAGCCCCAUCAGUGUAACAGCAUACUGUGGGAUCUUUGUCUUAUCCUACAUCUGAUGUCAUCAUUCUAAUUUAACCAAUUUUUUUAUGUCUUUCCCGUCAUCAAACUACUUACAGUGACAAUAUUGGUGAUUUGGGUACCAAUCAGUUCUUGAGAAGCAGUCUGUCUGUUUGGAUUGUCACUUUGUACCCCGGGGUACGUGUGGAUAGGAAGAAUGUCUUGGCGCUCUAUUCAUUCUGGGUGACAGAACCUAGUGGUUAACAGCAUGCCUGAACAGCCCCUCUAAAAACUCAAAGUCCAAAACUAACAAAAACAUCACAAAAGGCGUCAUAAUACACUGCUCAAAAAAAUAAAGGGAACACUAAAAUAACACAUCCUAUAUCUGAAUGAAUGAAAUAUUCUUAUUAAAUACUUUUUUCUUUACAUAGUUCAAUGUGCUGACAACAAAAUCACACAAAAAUUAUAAAUGGAAAUCAAAUUUAUCAACCCAUGGAGGUCUGGAUUUGGAGUCACACUCAAAAUUAAAAGUGGAAAACCACACUACAGGCUCAUCCAACUUUGAUGUAAUGUCCUUAAAACAAGUCAAAAUGAGGCUCAGUAGUGUGUGGCCUCCACGUGCCUGUAUGACCUCCCUACAAUGCCUGGGCAUGCUCCUGAUGAGGUGACGGAUGGUCUCCUGAGGGAUCUCCUCCCAGACCUGAAUUAAAGCAUCCGCCAACUCCUGGACAGUCUGUGGUGCAACGUGGCGUUGGUGGAUGGAGUGAGACAUGAUGUCCCAGAUGUGCUCAAUUGGAUUCAGGUCUGGGGAACGUGCGGGCCAGUCCAUAGCAUCAAUGCCUUCCUCUUGCAGGAACUGCUGACACACUCCAGCCACAUGAGGUCUAGCAUUGCCUUGCAUUAGGAGGAACCCAGGGCCAACCGCACCAGCAUAUGGUCUCACAAGGGGUCUGAGGAUCUCAUCUCGGUACUUAAUGGCAGUCAGGCUACCUCUGGCGAGCACAUGGAGGGCUGUGCGGCCCCCCAAAGAAAUGCCACCCCACACCAUGACUGACCCACCGCCAAACCGGUCAUGCUGGAGGAUGUUGCAAGCAGCAGAACGUUCUCCACGGCGUCUCCAGGCUCUGUCACGUGCUCAGUGUGAACCUGCUUUCAUCUGUGAAGAGCACAUGGCGCAAGUGGCAAAUUUUCCAAUCUUGGUGUUCUCUGGCAAAUGCCAAACGUCCUGCACGGUGUUGAGCUGUAAGCACAACCCCCACCUGUGGACGUCGGGCCCUCAUUCCACCCUCAUGGAGUCUGUUUCUGACCGUUUGAGCAGACACAUGCACAUUUGUGGCCUGCUGGAGGUCAUUAUGCAGGGCUCUGGCAGUGCUCCUCCUUGCACAAAGGCGGGGGUAGCGGUCCUGCUGCUGGGUUGUUGCCCUCCUACGGCCUCCUCAUCUCCUGAUGUACUGGCCUGUCUCCUGGUAGCGCCUCCAUGCUCUGGACACUACGCUAACAGACACAGCAAACCUUCUUGCCACAGCUCGCAUUGAUGUGCCAUCCUGGAUGAGCUGCAUUACCUGAGCCACUUGUGUGGGUUGUAGACUCCAUCUCAUGCUACCACUAGAGUGAAAGCACCGCCAGCAUUCAAAAGUGACCAAAACAUCAGCCAGGAAGCAUAGGAACUGAGAAGUGGUCUGUGGUCACCACCUGCAGAACCACUCCUUUUUUGGGGGUGUCUUGCUAAUUGCCUAUAAUUUCCACCUGUUGUCUAUUCCAUUUGCACUACAGCAUGUGAAAUUUAUUGUCAAUCAGUGUUGCUCCCUAAGUGGACAGUUUGAUUUCACAGAAGUGUGAUUGACUUGGAGUUACAUUGUGUUGUUUAAGUGUUCCCUUUAUUUUUUUGAGCAGUGUAUAUGCAGAAACUCUUCCAAACUGUUUUGGCUGGGAAGCAUACAGAUGCCUUAAAGCUGGAACAGACUUUAAAUUUAAUUAAUGAUGUAACGCUCAACUUCAAUUAUAUGGUUUAAAUAGAGGCCUUAUCCUCUGGUCUUUACUCUUUUCAAACUAAAACCCUCCUUCCACUAGAAACAUGAGGGAUCUUACUCUACUGCUAUAACCCAUUCAGUCCCUCUCCACUCCUCAAAAUGGUGCCAUUUUUUGCUUUUUUUUUACUGUGUGUCAUUGGUGUUGUUUGAGAUUGUACUUUACUUUCUGCUACUUUGAAAAUAAGCAAGGAAAAUACAGUUCCAUUGAAUUCAAUUGACCUUUAACGUGCAUUCUCAAACUGUGGGGUGGGGGGGCAGAACUUCUCUGCUAGGGAGGAGCAUAGCUCCCUUUCUCUCCCUAUAUUUGGACAAAGGAUGAACCUCGUGAGGUUUUCACUAGAUGGAGUGGAGAGAAGAGGAAUGACAUCAGUGUGUCUUGAGUCAGGACUUGCAUAACCUGGUUGCCGUCUGUUCAGCUAUUACAUUCCACAAGGAGUGUUAGCUAAGAGGACUGGUACCCAGACUAAACCGUGGGUUGUCUUUGCUUUCUAUCAUGUCAAACACUAAGCGUCUUUCUUUGUUACAUUCAAUAAACUACUAAAAUGGCA